Messenger RNA from Telopea speciosissima, 1755 nucleotides. RefSeq names its product GABA transporter 1-like. The transcript is spliced from 8 exons. Gene Ontology annotation, cellular component: plasma membrane. The coding region runs from base 1 to 1527 and encodes 508 amino acids. Lineage: Eukaryota; Viridiplantae; Streptophyta; Magnoliopsida; Proteales; Proteaceae. The record is from RefSeq and is a predicted model, not a curated record.
AUGAAUGGUCUAAGAGAACCAAUUUUGGGUUUUAGGUUAUCAAUUCUAUCACCACCACCACUACUAUUGGUGGGAGACACCCCAUUGCGUUCUUUGCACAGACAAGAAAUGCUGAUCCAUGCAAUUUGUUUCUUCACUGGGGCCGCAAGGAGAGCUACUGCAGAGGAUUUUUUUCUAGUUUCUUAUGUGCUUUGGUCAAAGAAUCAGCCUGGGAAAACUAGUUGGGUAGAUGCAGAAGGUGGUGGAGUAGCUGUUUCUUCUGAUCAUGGAAGGGAAGGGACUUGGAAGCACGCCGCCUUCCAUAUCGCUACUACAAUUGCCACUCCGGCAGCUUAUGCUCCUCUGCCGUUUGCUUUUGCUUCUCUGGGUUGGCCUCUUGGUUUAUGGAGUUUGGUGGCUGCAACGUUAGCGACAUGGUACUGUAGUCUUUUGAUUGCUGCCCUGUGGAAGUGGAAUGGGAAGGAACACACUACUUAUCGGCAUUUAGCCAAGAGUAUCUUUGGGCCCUGGGGUUAUCGGUCCGUUACAUUUUUUCAGCAGGUGGCUUCUCUAGGCAAUAACAUCGCCAUCCAAAUUGCUGCCGGAGGCAGCCUGAAGGCAGUUUAUAAGUACUGUCAUCCAAAUGGAACCUUAACCUUACAGCACUUCAUUGCCUUCUUUGGAAUUUUUCAACUAAUUCUAUCACAUCUCCCAGAUAUUCACUCACUGAGAUGGGUGAAUGCAUUGAGCACUUUCAGCACAAUAGGAUUUGCUGGCACAAUCAUUGGUGUGACCAUCUAUGAUGGCAAGAAGAUUGAUAAAAGUACAAUUAGUUAUGGAUUACAAGGAAGCAGCUCUACUAAGGGAUUCAAAGCCUUCAAUGCCCUAGGGGCAAUCGCCUUUUCAUUUGGAGAUGCAAUACUUCCAGAAAUACAGGAUACGCUGAGGGAACCCGCGAAGAAGAACAUGUAUAAAGGUGUUUCAGCUGCAUACACAGUGAUUGUCUUGACUUAUUGGCAGGUAGCCUUCACAGGUUUCUGGACUUUUGGAUCAGAAGUUCAACCUUAUAUCCUGUCUUCCCUCACAGUUCCACAGUGGGCAAUUGCCAUGGCUAACAUUUUUGCAGUUAUUCAAGUAUCAGGGUGUUAUCAGAUAUACUGUAGACUAACUUUUGCCUGUUUUGAGGAUAGAAAGAGCUCCAAAAAGGCCGAAGAACAGUUUCAGAUCGGAAGGCUAGUGCAAUAUGUUGCUCUUCGUUUGGCUUAUAUUGUUAUCGUUACUACAAUUUCUGCCACAACACCUUUCUUUGGGGAUUUUGUUUCAAUCUGUGGAGCCAUUGAUUUCACACCCCUAGACUUUGUCUUCCCUGCUAUAGCAUUUCUGAAAGCUGGAAAAAUGCCCAAGCAAUCUAGCCUUGGCUAUUUUGUGAAGGUCCUAAACAUCAUCAUUGCCACUUGGUUUUCCAUUGUUUCUAUACUGGGUUGCAUUGGGGCAGUCCAGUUCAUCGUACAAGAUGUUAACACUUACAAGUUCUUUCAUGAUAUGUGACAUUUGUUAAGCUUUUCUUCCCUAUAGUCUUAUCUUCUUUACAAAUGAUCACUAUUACAUUAGUGUAUUGGACAUGACAAAUACUUUUUUGGCCAACUCUGCUUCCCUUGGAUUGGUGAAACAUGGACCAAGCUUCUUGGCCUAGCAACUGAAUUGUGAAGUCACAGAAAGAAGCUUGUUAAAAGUUUCUGAAGCUUUAGAAACAGUAAGUUCAAGAAAUGUACGGUA